UUAUUUCGUCUCAGUUAAAGGGGAAGUCCGGUCAUUUUUCAAAAUUUGUGUGUUGAAUAAACACCAUCGUGUUAUUAAUUUCUGCAAAAUCUUUUUUAAAAAUUCGUAUUACAAAUGAUAUAAAUGUCUAUCAAAGUUUAGGAUUGUUACUGUUUUUUUUCAAACGACGCCAUCUUUUUGUUGUUAUCAUCGAGGUCUGGGCUCUAAUGUUUAUCGUGACGUAUUUUAUGACAACAGCUUUCUGCACGCCGGAAUACUUCAGUUGUCGAUUACACCACUUCAAACAAGUCAUAAAUGUACCAUUGAUUUUACUGUUAUCAUGGUUACUUGUGGUGCUUUAAAUUGUGGUAACUCUUCCACCAAAAAAUCGGUAGCUGAUGUAAAAGGGUGGCAUAACGUUCCCACCGAAAAAGAAAAUAAACAACGUCGUAAGAAAUGGCUAGCAGCUAUGAAGCGAGAUCCACCAUAUCCAGCAGACACGAAUUUCGUUCUUUGUGGUAUGCAUUUCACGUCCGAAUGUUUUCAACGCGAUCUCAAGGCGGAGCUCUGUGGCUCUGUGAGAAAGUUUAUAUUAUUACCAAACGCUCGACUUGCGAAGGAGAUCCAAUAUUAUUGAAGGAAAAGUGGCAGAGUUUACUCUGUCAUAUCCGUGGGGUACAUUAUUGGGUAAAUAAUACGCUAUAUCAUAAAUGUGCUCAUGAAGAACUUACCCUGCUACAACAAGCUCAGAAGAAGUGGUUAACUGAAGAAAGCCCUGCUUACAUCGCCCUGGAGAAAAUUGUUAAUGAAAAACAGCUACUAAACGAUUUAAAACACGUAGCUGAUUUCAAGCACACUGGACAGCUCGAGGUUUACCAUUCCCUGUUGAAUAAGUACUGUCCCAAACGCUUAGCAUUCUCGUACGCUGGGAUGGUUGCUAGGACGCAACUAGCUGUGCUUGACCACAACUCGGGUGUAGAACGACAACAAGCCACUACAUCCGAUGGGAGGUUGAAGUUCAAAGUUUCUUUCACCAAAAUUACGAAGGAGUGGGUGGCAAAAAAAGUAAUGGAUCCGAAAGAAAAGAAAUACCAAGAGGACUUGAUGAAGGAAGUGUUUGAUUUGGUUCAAAAAAUCAAAGCUCCUAUAUUUUUUAAGUUGCCUGAAACACCCAGAAAUAUUGCAUUAAAAAUAAACCCUGGGAAGGAAGUUGUUGUCUCGAAUAUGCGUUCAAGAUUUACCUAAAAGUAACCCCCAGGUUUAUAAAUGAUAUUUAGCAUUACAUCAAGAAACGCUUAUUUUACAAUUCCGGGGGACAUUUGUUAUAUUUUAAAAACAUAUAUUGUAAAAAUUUCAUUCAUCAUCUUUACAAUUAUACAUGUUCUUAUACA
Molecule: messenger RNA, 1370 nt
Organism: Hydractinia symbiolongicarpus
Lineage: Eukaryota; Metazoa; Cnidaria; Hydrozoa; Anthoathecata; Hydractiniidae
Exons: 2
Coding region: 436-1224 (262 amino acids)
Source: RefSeq, a predicted model, not a curated record